AUGGCUGGAUCCAUUUCUCUUCGAGCUCUUCUCCUUGGCGCCUUUGCCUCCAAGGCAUUGGCGUCUUGUGCUUACGGAACUCUUCUGCACCCCAGAGCCGAGGAUGGCACUGUUGAGGUUAAUACUUUUGGCUACACUGGACAGAUUGGACCUACCAACUGGGUUGCUCUCGAUCCUGCAGCCAACGCUGUCUGCUCUACCGGUGUCAACCAGUCCCCCAUCGACAUGGUCCCCGGUGCCAACGCUAUGAUCCCUGCCUCUCAACUGAACCUCGAGAUCCCCGAUAUGACCGAAGGAACCGAGUUCGAGAACCUUGGCACAACCGUCGAGGUCAUCGCCGGACAGGGUAGCAUGCGAUUCGGCAACACUAGCUUCACUCUCCAGCAAUUCCACUUCCACUUGCCCAGUGAGCAUCUCGACGCCGGAAAGAGCCAGGCCAUGGAGAUGCACAUGGUUUGGGAAAGUGAAGAUGCUAAGAUUGCUGUUGUUGGUGUCUUUAUCGAUGUCGAGGAUGGAGCUGGUGGAAGUACCCCUACUCCUCCUGGAAACUCCACUGGCGCUACUCUUAAGAAGAAGGAUGGUUUUGUCAAGAUGGUCCGCAAGAGUACACCUCACACUCACGAUCACGACAAGCGACAACUUCCUGCCGUUGGAGGUUCUUUCUUCCACGUCAACGCCCCCGCCACUGCCGCCACCAGCUCUUCCAACCUUUUGGAGACAGUCUUCAGCUCGGUUGGUGAGAUUUCUGAGCCUGGAACCCUUACCAAGACCAAGUCUCUCAACAUGGCUGAGCUUGUCAGCACUCUUGCCGCCGGUUCUUUCCAGACUUACGAGGGUUCCCUGACCACUCCUCCCUGCAGUGAGGGUGUCCGAUGGUUGGUUUCCGACCAGAAGCUUGCCAUCAAGACCUCCACGUUCAACAGUGUUCGCGAUGUCAUUGGCUUCAACUCCAGAUUCCCCCAGGGCGCUCUUGGCGAGCCCAACGCUCUGUCUGGAAUGAUGGCCUAA
Molecule: messenger RNA, 1008 nt
Organism: Fusarium venenatum
Lineage: Eukaryota; Fungi; Ascomycota; Sordariomycetes; Hypocreales; Nectriaceae
Product: alpha carbonic anhydrase
Biological process (GO): one-carbon metabolic process
Molecular function (GO): zinc ion binding; carbonate dehydratase activity
Source: RefSeq, a predicted model, not a curated record